This is a messenger RNA of Limanda limanda (common dab), 2547 nucleotides long. Its product is annotated as regulator of G-protein signaling 14-like. The record is from RefSeq and is a predicted model, not a curated record. Gene Ontology annotation, molecular function: GTPase activator activity. The coding region runs from base 47 to 1804 and encodes 585 amino acids. Gene Ontology annotation, biological process: signal transduction. The transcript has 15 exons. Lineage: Eukaryota; Metazoa; Chordata; Actinopteri; Pleuronectiformes; Pleuronectidae.
AGUGUGCACGUCGCACAGGAGCUCGUAGUCUGGUGUCUGGGCCGUCAUGGCGAAGAACUGCAACGCUCCGAGGAUUCCUGUCGGCCACAUGAGCCAGGCGGUGUCAGACGGAGAGCUGAACAUGUCUGCACGGAGCUGUGGAGGCAGCAGCUCCAGUCUCCCGGGGACUCCGGGCGGAGAGGCCGGCCCCGCCAACGGCGUGCUGAGCUGGGCCGUUUCGUUUGAGAAGCUGCUGGAAGACCCGUCCGGUGUCCGUAACUUCACGGCCUUCUUGAGGUCUGAGGUGAGUGCAGAGAACAUUUUAUUCUGGCAAGCUUGUGAAAAGUUCAGGAAGACCCCACCCACCUCCUUGGAAAAGCUGAAAACAGCGGCUCGCUCCAUCUACAACACCUACCUGUCUACCAGCGCUCCCUACUCGGUGAACAUCGAUGACACCGCCAGGACGGAGGAGAAGGACCUGGAGCAGCCCACCCCCGACAUGUUCAACAAGGCCCAAGCACAGAUAUUCAAGCUGAUGAAGAUGGACAGCUACAGGCGCUUUGUGCGUUCUCCUCUGUACCACAGCUGCACCUUGGGAGAAAAACUUCAUCCUCAGGCCUCCAAUGAGCCGCUCCGCCUGGGAUCCUGCGAGAACAUGGCCACAAGAAGCCCCUCGUUCAGUGACGCAAAGAAGUCAGACUUCAACAGUUUGCCAGGGAGCUGGGGUGUCUCAGAGAAACCGCGACAGAACGGAGGAUCCUGGGGAGAUGCAUCCAGCACACAGGGUGCAGGCUCCCGGAAGGAGGCCCGUAUGUUGCCCGUAUCACCCAGCAGCGUGGAGCCAGGUUCCCUCUGCAGGCAGAUGGAGAACGGCAAAUCAAGUCCCCGCUCCCCAGAGCAGGGAGGUGGGAGUCGGAUAGAGGUGCAAGGGGGCUACUGCUGUGUCUACCUGCCCGACGGCAGUGCCUCCCUGGCCCCCACGCGGAACGGCCAACCCAUCAGAGACAUGCUGGCCAGCCUGUGUGAAAAGAGAGGCUUCCCACUGAAAGAUGUCAUCAUCUACCUUCACGAGAGGGACAAGAAACCCUUAUCGCUGGACCAGGACUGCUCCGUGCUGAGGGAUCAGCAGGUCUCCCUUGAGCUCAGGGUGAUGUUUAAGCUGGAGAUCGCCUUCACUGGUAAGACAGUGGGGAUCAUGGCGAAGUCUAGUAAGACGCUGCAGGACGCCCUCUCUGUGGUGAUGCAGAAGCACGACCUCAAGCCACAAGAGGCUCUAGUCACCAUGGUUGGAAGCGAUGAGCCUGUGAACAUGAGCAGCUCUGUGUUCCGAUUGGCCAAUAAGAUGCUACGACUUGACAAAUCAAAAGGAAAAGAGCCGAGCAACAUUUCCAGAGGCAGUGGUUCAGCUGUAGCUGCACAGACAAGACUGGAAUCUGUUCUGGUCCUGCAGGCAGCAGCGCUGAGCGGAGGUGGCGUGCAGGCCAGAUCAUCGACAGACCGAGCCAGGACUCAGCCCAAGCCCAGUAAGAACCGCGAGAUGGAUGGGUUUCUGGACAUGCUGACGAGAGCUCAGUGCAGGGUGGACGACCAGCGGGGUCUUCUGACCAAAGCUCAGCUACAGGUGCCGCUGUUUCUGCAGCUGCCCUCAGACCAGGAGACCAACAUGGAGUCAAAGGAGCAUGGUGCAACCAGCUCCCCCGCUGCAGAGCCCAGAGAGAAAUCGGGGAACAAGACGUCACUGCCUCCGCAGCCAGCCGGAGCAGCGGAGGGAGUCCCUGAAUCUGCUGAAUCUGAAUCGAAAGACUGCAGAGAAACUGACGUUUGAAAAGCACCCAUGUGUUGGGAUGGACUCAGACAAAGAACGUCGCGUAGCGUGGUGUCACCCAUCAAAGAAAAGAAACAAAUUUGAGUCCAAACUUGUUAAGCACUUUUUAAUGACUGUUUGUGUAUAAGCUCUGAGACAGCAGUGGCUACCAGCUCUGAUGUCGGCCUCAUGAGGAAGAAGAGAUCAUGGAAAACAUUUAUAGAUUCAUCUAAAAACACUACACACCCUGAUGGGGUAUGUUUGCUAUGAAUUGUUUGAUGCACCCCUUAAUGUAAGAAAAGAAGUUAGCGCUCAAGAUUUCACCCUGAUAACAAAGUUUCUGAAUAAUGUUUCUUUCAUAUUUAAUGCUGUACAGUGUGAGUUUGUUUCUUCCAGCUUUUCUCCAAACUCUAAGCUAAAACAUGUUUCUGUGCAGGAACUGGUGAAUGUCCAGAUGGGCCUUUUUGAAGUGUAUUGCAUGAUUGCAUUUUCUUAAUUGAACAUUGUUGUAAUGCUUUUACAGCUUUUAAUAUUUCAAUUUUAUUGUUUUCAUAUUGUGUGCCUAUACUUGCGAUUGUGGAAUGUAUGUUUGCGCUACUGGUUUGCAGUGAUGGCACUUCAUGAAGCCCUGGUCAACACCUGUUUUCCUGCCACUUUAUAUUCUACUGUACAUCAGGGUCCAGAUCUAUUUAUGAGUAAAGUGAUCUUAUAGAGAGUGAGUCCAAUAAAUAUCACAGGGUGUAUGCGAAGAAUUAAAUUGUAUC